Molecule: messenger RNA, 1171 nt
Organism: Pelagomonas calceolata
Lineage: Eukaryota; Pelagophyceae; Pelagomonadales; Pelagomonadaceae
Source: the annotation of a GenBank genome assembly
CGUGUUUUAGCUUGGGCAAGAGAUUGAGCGCCAGCGCUGCCCUCAAUAUCUCAAAAGCUCCAAAAAGACAGCCCCCGAACGAACCAAUCCAAUGGGCAACUCUGCAUAUGUACCACCGGUGAAGGAAUCCAUCAUCUAUCCCACAUUUGAGGCCGAGCAGGGCAGCCUUGCCGGCAAGGCAUACGCGGUGACCGGCUGCACCACUGGGACCGGUUUAGUUGUUGCCAAGCUCUUCGCGAAGAAAGGCGCUGCGCGUGUCUUCCUGCUCAAUCGGCCGUCGCCGCGCGCCGAGGCGGCUCUCGCUGCGGUGCAGGCUGUUGCUGCCGAGGAAUGCAUCGUGACGCACGUCGAUUGCGAUUUGGCUGACUUCGACUCGGUGCGACAAGCUGCAGCACAGGUGGCAGCCGAAACGAAGGAGUCGGGCCUGGACGUCCUCGCCAAUAACGCAGGCGUCAUGGCAUUGGCGGAUAGGGCAACGAAGGAUGGCUACGACAUACAGAUGCAGACGAAUCACCUGUCGCACUUCCUGCUCACGAGGGAGUUGCAUCCGGCAUUGCAAAAGGCCGUCGAGCUCCGAGGAGAAGCUCGCAUCGUGAAUCAUUCGUCCUUUGCGCGCAACGGGCCGCCGGGCACAAAACUCACGGCUGAGAAUUGUAAGUUAUACCUGGGGAAGAAUGGCGGUGAUCUCGGCGGCGAUGGAGCCUCCAUGAUCUGCGGUGGUGCGCGAUGGGUACGAUACGCGUACACCAAGCUUGCCAACGUCUGCUUUACUCUUGCGUUACACGACAAGCUCGGCGACUCCGGCGUGAAAGCCUUGUGCGCGGCUCCCGGCCUCGUGGCGACAGAGCUCCAGGCGACGACCGCCCGUGACGGGGGCAUGGGGAGCGGCACGUGGUUCAUGAGGUGGUCGCAGAGCCCGGAAGACGGCGCGGUGCCGCUCCUCCACUGUUGUUUGUCAAGCGCUGUUUCGAGCGGAGAGCUCUGGGAGCCGAAAGGCGUCACGGGCCCGCCCGUCCUGAAGGACCCGCUCGAGAAAGUGUGCCUCGAGGCGGACCGCGACGCGCUGUGGGCGGCGUCGGAGGCAGCGGUCGGGGAGUGGGACUUGGACUUGUAGGAGCCGCGUAUCCCGAUUGAAAAGUGAUGUGCAUAGUGAGUAAUAUGAUUCGUCCGA